Leishmania mexicana MHOM/GT/2001/U1103 is the source of this 6273-nucleotide messenger RNA. RefSeq names its product ABC transporter-like protein. Gene Ontology annotation, cellular component: membrane. The record is from RefSeq and is a predicted model, not a curated record. Gene Ontology annotation, molecular function: ABC-type transporter activity; ATP hydrolysis activity; ATP binding. The transcript has a single exon. NCBI's taxonomy places the organism in Eukaryota, Euglenozoa, Kinetoplastea, Trypanosomatida, Trypanosomatidae. Gene Ontology annotation, biological process: transmembrane transport. Bases 1 to 6273 code for a protein of 2090 amino acids.
AUGGGAAAAGCACGUGUCAUGUCAAGCAGCACCUUGACGGGCGUUGACGUCAGAGCAUCGCGGAGUCGCUCCACCUUUCUCGUGCAUGGGGUACUGCGGCGUAUCCCGGGAUACGCCUUCCUUCUGAUUCACUUGUGCUUUCUUCACAUUCUGUGGGGGCAACUGGUGGACCAAUUCUUCAACGCGACGAUCACUUUCACGAAUACCAACGUUACCAAAACGGACCUGGCCAAGGAGGCAUUCAUUCGUGUAUGUAACAGGAUUUGUCGGUCGGUAAACCAGACACUGCUGCAUGGACUAGUGGAUGUUUUGAAGACGAAGAGCGGCGCGGGAGCGACCGGCGCGCUUGCGGCGUCACGAGAAAUUCUUGCCUUUUUGUGGAAGUCUCCGUCUAGCAUGGUGCUCUUCUUCGGCCUUGCAUUCAUCUGUCUCAACAGUGUACUCGCUGCAUUGCGGCUCUUCACCGGUUUCCUCAGCAGCCUCACAGCGCUAUGUCGGAGUCGACGGCAGCUGGAGCGGGGUGGCUCGCGGAAGCCAGUGCCACUGCACAUCACUAUGCGGUAUGGCAACGGGUAUGACAGCAUGCUUCGUUUCACUCUGGCUGCUGUUGAGCUGGCCUGGUUCAUGAGCUACCCUGUGUUGAGCUCGGCAGAAUUCGCGAAGAGCACUGCGGACAAGACGCGUGGUGUGCCUGGGGUGACGGAGCCGACGUAUGCUUCUCUGCGCCAACUCCAGGUGCGUCACCAAGCCAUCGCCAGCUUCCAAAUUGAGGCCUCGCUCCUUCUCCCUCCGCAGCUGUUCGAGUCAACAGCCGACGCCAUCGCCGCUGGCGCGUUUGUGAUCAUAUUCGUGAAGGUGGUACUGGGAGUUGUAGUAGCGCUGGAUGCGCAGCGCCUCUUUCACGGCCUUGUCGGGGUGCGGCCCCUUUUCAUACCGAACGGGUGGGAGCGAUGUCCCGUAUGCGGCGCUCUCUGGAAGCGGUCCCGCAAGGUCACCAACGCGGUCCACCUGUGCCCCAAGAUUUUCACUGCCACACCGUUGCUCUCAGGCAGCUCUCCUGGCGCGACAGCAUCGGACACGGAGGGGGAGGAGGAGGAAGACAUGCGAGGGCAGGUGCCGGGCACGGUAAGGAGUAGUGUGGGUGACCGCAGGCGCGUUGGCCCCCCAACGGAAGCAACCCAUCGCCCCGGCGACGCCUUUCCCAACCCGAACACGGUCUCGUUUGCCUCGUUGGUGACAGACAGCUGGGUCAGCCCUCUCAUGAACUUCACUCUGCUCUCCCCCCUCAACACCUUCUCGCCCCCGCCCUUGUCCUCCAUCACCGAUGACGGACGUGGUCAUUGGCGCGCACUGCUGCGUGUAGUGGACCGACUACCGAGACUUCCACGCUCUCUGCGCACGCGAGACACGAUCGACGAGCCAGCGUGGGCGCUGUGGCAGCGCCGACACGAGCUUGCUGCUCACGGAGAGGCUAGGUGGUUGGAGCGCAGUUUUAUGGCCAUCACAGGACCUAUCCGCCGCGUCCUGCUGCGUGCCUUCGCAGUCUUCUUCCUCCCUCCCUCCGCGCGCGGAGCGGACACCCGACAGGACGCAUGGGGUCCUGUCCGUAGUGGCUCGUCGCUCUUUCGCGUGUUUCUGCGCCACCCCAGCGGCCGUCAGUUUGUGCUUGUCUGUGUCCCGCUGAAGCUGACCCAAGACUUGCUGUCGCUGCUGGCCCCGCGAGUCGUAAAGUCGCUGGUGGCCUUUCUGAAGGAGGUGAGCGCAUCGAACGUCAGCGUACGUCAGAGCUACCUCGGCCGCGGCCUCCUGAUUUGCCUGAGUCUCAUUCUGGUCGUGUCGCUUCAAGCUCUCUUUUUCCAGCUGUACCUGACCCACCUGUACGCCGCCUGCCUCAAGUCCGCCUCCGCAUUGAAGACGUUGCUGCUGCGGCAGGCUCUGGCAACGCCAUUGGCGUACGCCGGUGGAGGCAGGGGCGGUGGCGGCAAGAGGGCCCCCAUGUCACCCUCGGCAUCCGAAAUCCCGCAUUCCCCCACUCGCCCGAGUGAGAAGAACGACGGGAAAGUAAAAGAUGGGCUGUCCUUGUCAACGGUAAUACCAACAGCUGAGGAAGUGACCACCACCCCUACGCUGUCACGCGAAGGCGUAAUCAUGUCACUUCUGACCGUCGACGUCACCAACUGCGCCGACUGCCUCAUCUUCUUGCACAACGUGUGGGGUCACCCCUUCGUGAUCAUAUCAUCCUUGAUGAGUAUGUACACAUACGUCGGUCUCUUCUCUACGCUCGCUACGUUUGCCGCUCUCAUCGCGCUGAUUCCCCUGAACCGCAGCAGUGCCGCCCGCGUGCGCACAGCGCAGCAGCAAGCAAAAAACAACGAGUCUCGUCUCAGCGAUCUCACCGCUGCCCUCUCGUCAAUGCGCACAGUGAAGUCCAUGGCACUGGAGGAGUGCCUCGUUGGGCGAGUGGAGGAAGCCCGCGUGAGAGAGAGUGAUGGAACGAAGCUCGUUGGACAAGCAGAGAGCGUCGCUGCGGCGCAAACGGAAGUGACAACGUUGCUGGUCGCGCUCGUGUGCUGCGGGUCGUACCUUCUCACCGGUGGCGUCAUGGACGCGGCGGUUCUGGUGCCGACGAUGGCGGCGCUGCAGGUGAUGCGGUUCCCUGUGUGGACGCUGCCGCACCUCUACUCGCAAGUCUCUCGCGGCUACACCUCGAUGCAACGCAUCGAGCGCUUUCUCUCCGAGCUCGAAGCCGGCGAGAACGCCAGCACCGCCUACGUGGAGCAUCGCCUACGUCAGCAAAACGGCGAGGGUGCGGCGAGAGAAGUUCAGUCAUCGGUUGCCGUAGCUGUGAGGGCCGGCGAAGUGCGAUGUGACCGUGGCACAUUCGCAUGGAGCACGCAGGCAGCCGUGGCAGAUCAAAUCGCAUUCGACAACGCCCUCUCCUGCAGCUCCCCGAAAGGGUUGCGCGCCUAUGCCCGCUCACCGAACGCUGCGUCCAAGGAAGGUGACAGGCGAGGGGAAGAGGAUGCCGCUUCAAGUUCUAUGUUCAGCGUGUAUAGUAGUCCGCGGGAGAGCGCCUCUCGCGCGGUCGUUCUACACGGCAUCACCCUCAACAUCUUUCCGGGUGAGUUUGUCGUGGUGCAUGGUCCCACAGGGUGUGGGAAAAGCGCCCUGCUACUUUCCAUGCUAGGAGAGCUGUACGUCAUGCCGAAUGACAGUGAUGCCACGAGCACGAGAAGCACAACAGCAGCGUCGUCGGAGACGAGGGUUUCAUCUGAUAGUCAGGGAUUUCAGGUGGGCGGUCGUGUGGUGUACUGUGCCGAGGUACCAUGGUUGCGCCAGGGGACUAUGCGAGAGAAUAUUCGCCUCGUCUCCGACGACGUCCCCGAGAGCCCGACGGAGAGAGAGUGGUACAAUCGCGUGCUCGAAGCCUGCGCCCUCAAGAAUGACAUCAAGGCGUUGGCAAAGGGUGAUCGCACCAUGGUGGGUGAGGGUGGCUCGAAGUUGUCGGGGGGGCAGCGCGCGAGAGUGGCGCUAGCGCGUGCUGUGUACCGCUACAGCGAGACGGACGUAUUCAUCCUUGACGAUGUCCUCUCCGCACUCGAUGUGGAGGUGCAGAAGCACAUCAUUGCGAACCUGUUCCAUGGACUCCUGUGUGCUGACGCAGGAUCCUCCUCCGCCGAGCAGCGCCGCACAAAAACUGUUGUGCUCGCCACACACGCUGCGGUGAACCUGCUGAUGCCAGAUCGCGUGCUCCAUCUGUGGCCGGAUGGCACACUGCACGAGGACAUGACCCACCAGGCGCCGACGGAGGACCAAGUGCACCGGCAGAAGAGCGCGUGGCGCAACGCGACGGCGGCGGCGGCGACAAAAGAGCACCGACGGUCCAUUCACUACCAGGCCGCUGGCACUGCGGCGGCAGAUUUGUCGACGCGCCAGAACGAGUUCCUCCUUCCUCUGUCCACAAAGUCGAAGCCGGUGGCAGAACCAUCACCCAAGCAGUCAUCUGCGCCAUCCGUGCGGCCGCCUGCGGCCGGCAUCGAUUCCCUUCUCCCACGCGCCGCGGAUCUGCACCGGCUCUUCAUCGAGUACAUCGGCGGCGGGCGGCUCUUGUGGUUCUUUGCCCUCAGUGUGACCAUGCAGCUUUUCCGGACGCUGAUGGAUAACUGGCUGGGUGUGUACAUUUCUCUCUACGAUAAGCGUAAUGCAGCCUACGAGACCAUUUUGCGCAGUACCAAGUCCCAGCGAGCGCGCAAGUUCAUGCUCGACAUGCUGUCUCUUGUCGUCCUGCGAGGCGACAAGGCUACGCCGGCCCCACCACCCCCACCGGUGGUCCCCGUCUUCACCAUCUUUGGUGUUCCUGUUGUGUGGCGCAACCCUUUUGUGCUGGACACCGUUGUCGCGCAGUUCCUUGGAACGUACGCCUUCAUCGGCUUCAGCGCCGCGCUGCUGUCGAUGAUCCGCACCGACUACUUUUUCCGCUCGUAUCAGCGCAUGGCCGACGCGCUGCAGCUGCAUGCAGUGCGCAAGUUGUUCAAGGCGCCGGUCUCCUACUUCGACCGCAUUCCGUCCAGUCGACUGUUGCAGAUUCUCAGUCGCGAUCAGGAAGUGGUAGAUCGCGCCCUUGGUGAAUCGGUUCAGCUCAUAUUUCUGACAAUUCUCCAGCUCUUCGGGAUGGUGUGCUUCAACGCUAUCCACUUCGGCCCUUUCAUCGCUGUGUUUCCGAUAUCCGCGCUUCUCUUCUACCAUCUGACAGUUCGCUUUCUAUCCUUCACCAAGCAAGUUCGCGCCCUGGAAGGUGUGCUGCAGAGUCGAUCAGUUGCCGUCAUGAAGGAUGCCGUGAACGGGGCGAUCACGAUUCGAGCCUUCGGUGCGGUGCUACAGGAUCAGCUUGUGCAGGAGAUGGACGAGGCGCUCGACGCUGUUCACAUCGCCGCCAACGCCGGACUUACGGCGGAUCGCUGGGUUGCCCUGCGGCUGGAGUUUGUUGCCCUUGCCUUAACUUCAGCGCUCGCACUCCUUUCGGUUCUGACGGUGUGUCUGUCGGCAACGACGUCCGCAGGCAGCGCGGCGUUUGCCGGACUGGGCAUCAUUUCCAGCAUGACCGCGUCGCGCUCCCUGUCGAUGCUGUGCCGGCGCUUCGGCAUGUUUCAGAACCAGUUCGUCAGCGCUGAGCAGCUUCUGCGCCUCGAGGAAGAGAUACCAGCGGAAGAGACACCUGCAGCCGCAGAGGGUUGCAGCGAUGAUGAGUCCUCGGCGUCGGAGCGCUGCGCCGCCACGGAAGCGGGCACGUGCCUGCUGCUCGAUGUACGCCACCUGUGUGCGAAAUACCAACCACAACUUCCGUGGGUGCUGUCGGACAUCUGUUUCACGCUGCGCCCGGGCGAGUGUGUGGGCCUGAUUGGCCGUACAGGCAACGGCAAGUCGUCCCUCUUCAAUGCCUUGCUUGGGCUCAUGGACGUCGUGGAGGGUGAAAUCCGUAUUCCUGGCGCGCUGUUUUCUUCCUCACCACAGCCAAAGGCACGACAACUCAACGCGAUCCACCUCCCGCAGCAUGAGCUUCGCAAGAACUACUUCCAGCUGGUCUCCCAGGAACCGCUUCUCCUGCAAGGCACAUGUCGCACCAACCUCCUCCUCGGCCUCGAUGACGACAGUGCUGCGUCUCUGGGGGCAUCUGAUGAGCCCCGGGUCACAGUUGACGCGGAGGCCCUAGACGCGCGCCUGAGCGCGGUUCUGCGGAAGGUGGCCCUAGAUGAACUUCUCGAGCCGUCGUCCACCAUGCCACUCCCGGGACAGCCGGCCGUAACUGGCGGCGAUGGUGAGGUUGCGUCAUCAGCAACCCGCGACGCAGAGGAGUCCGCCUCUGACUCUACCGCAUCCCCAACCUCUACCGCCGACGUCGCCACCCGCGCGCUGGACCACGUCGUCACCGCUGGUGGAUCAAACCUUUCCGCCGGACAACGCCAACUGUUGUGCCUCGCCCGCGCCAUCCUGCACCGACCACACGUGGUUUUACUGGACGAAGUUAGCUCACGGGUGGACCGACGCACGGAUGACCUGAUCCAGCGAGUCAUCAAAGAAGAGAUGCUAUGCCGCGGUGGUGAGGGCGACGGCGACAGAAGUGCCGUGAAAAGCGGCGUCCUUCUCAUUGCCCAUCGCCUGGAGACUAUCAUGUCCCUGUGCGAUAGCGUCGUCGUCAUAGAGAAGGGCAGGUGUGUCGCGCACUUGUCAAAAGAGGAGGUCAACUGUUUGGAGGACUUGGAGUCAUACCUCUGA